Cynoglossus semilaevis (tongue sole) is the source of this 2054-nucleotide messenger RNA. Its product is annotated as protein phosphatase 1 regulatory subunit 37. The transcript is spliced from 10 exons. The record is from RefSeq and is a predicted model, not a curated record. The coding region runs from base 669 to 2054 and encodes 461 amino acids. NCBI's taxonomy places the organism in Eukaryota, Metazoa, Chordata, Actinopteri, Pleuronectiformes, Cynoglossidae. Gene Ontology annotation, molecular function: protein binding.
UAUGUGAUGUGGAAAUGGGGUCACAAGUCAAAAACGUUUGGGAACCAUAUUGCUGGAUCCAGGUGAAAAUACAAACGUAAAGACAACAAUACAUACAUACAUAUUCAUUCACCAGUGAUAUAUCCUUCUUAUCCUCUCUAGUGUUACUAUUGUUAUUGCUGCUGUUGUUGUUGUUGAAAUCCUGAGGGAAACUAAUUUAGUAUACAAUUUAAACUAACUAAUGUAAGUAAAAAUCAAAUGUGCCAAUUUAAUGAUUUUAUCUUUAGAAAUUCAGUCAUAUAUGUAAAUUCAUCAUAUAUGUUGUGCCUUCAAAAAUGUAAGAUCAAAACAUUUACCACUUGGAUGUGUUUUCGAAGAGCAACAGCUACGAUUGAGCAUCAGUUGCAGGACCAUAUACCUGCAGCAGAUGCAUAACUGGAUACAAACAUAUCGAGUUUCACUUAAAACAAAGGACAGAAACUCAUGAAUAAGAUAUCGUUUCUGUGGCGUCAUGGCGAAAGCUGCACUUCACGACUAGAGGUUUGGUGCUUGAACCUGUCGCACACAUUACUUCAUCCACUUAAAGGAGGAUUUGUUUCGUAGACUUUGCUAUGAGACCUCCACGAGACGACAGAGGUUGUUGAAACACCGUUUGUUCCUUCUGAGAUUUUGUAAGGUUAAAACACGGGAUGACCCACUGCAGUGACAACGAGAAUGUUGAGCAGAGUGACGAUGGAGGCGAAAAACAGAAGAAUAAGCAGAAAAAAAGACGCACUGAGAGAAAACAUGUGUCUUUUCCUCCUGAUGAACAGAUAGUAUCUGGCUUUGCUGAGCACAGGGGCACCAACAGCUGCCUUACCUUGACGGAGGUGACGACAGCCUACCUGCAGAGCUGCAGCAGGCAUCAGGUCCAACCACUAGUACAUGUGCUUCAACAGCUUCAGCAGGGUGCAUGUGUAGGUGGCAGUGUGAAAUGUCUGGAUCUCAAAGGUGAGCGAUUAGACCAUCGCUCCUGCGAAGCUCUGGAAGUCGUCCUGAAAUCUCUGCGCUUAGAUUUCAUCAAUCUGCAGGCAGCACAACUGGAAGAAAAUGGAGCUUCAUCUUUGCUGGAUAUGAUUUCGUACUAUGAAUCGACAAGCCAUCUUGACAUUUCUGACAACAGGAAUAUGGGAACAUCUGGUUGGAGGGCGCUGGCUCAUUUGAUUAAGCAGAGUAUGCGUUUGUCUCGACUGGACGCCUCCAACAUGCCCAUGGUGGACUACCCAGCCCUGUCUCUGUCCAAAGCUCUGCUGACCAGCCGGCUCACAACGCUGCACCUUCACAACGCCCAGCUCAGUGGCAUGCCGCUUUACAGACUUGUUAGUGCACUGAAGUUGAACAGGACUCUGCAGGAGCUCCACCUCACCAACAAUCUGCUGAACAGCUACCAGGAUGCACUGCAGCUCGGGGACCUGCUGCGUUACAAUUCCACUUUAAAGACUAUGGAGCUCAGCAACAACACACUGGCAGAUGCAGGUUUCGCGGAGCUCUGUGAUGGUCUGAGGUGGCAGACAGCAGGUCUGGAGGUGUUACUCCUGCGGAGAAACCAGAUCACUGUAGAGGGCAUGCUCUCCCUGUCCCAGACUCUGCCGGUGCUGAAGGUUCUACAGGUCCUGGAUCUAUCUGAGAACUUGAUUGGAGACGAGGGCAUACAGCUGAUCCGGUCACCUUUAAUGAUGAACUGCUCGUUGCUAAAGCUAUGUCUGGCCCAGAACAGCAUCACCUGUGAAGGUGCUGUGGCAUUGGCUGAGUUUCUUGCAGAGAACCAUUACAUUCAGUGUCUGGACCUCCGUCAGAAUAACGUGAAGGUCGGGGGACUGAUGGCCUUGUGUCUGGCCAUGAAGAUCAACCAAUCCCUCGCUAAUUUGGAUUUGGACAAUGUCCCCCUGGAAGAACAGGUAGGGGCAUUUACUACAAUAUCUAAAAAAAAAACAAGAGGUCAAAUGUCACAUUACCUUAAAAAUAUUAAAGCACAGAAACAGACAGAGAGGCAAAACAACCUCAAAAUCACCCAGGGAAAUGUUUCAUUUAGGUGA